UGACGUGGCCUUUUCUGUAUCUCUACCAAACUAUCCAGAAGGCAAAGAAACCUCCUGCCUCAUUGCCCUUUUUCUCUCUCCACUGUCUUCUCCACCAUGCCACGUCUCCAGCCCUUCUAACAUACGCUUAUAUGCUCAAUCAACCCCGCUCACCUGCGCAAUCUCAUCCAUUCCUUUCACUACAAACUCUUCUCUUUUACUCCCCGGCGCAUGUUAACCCUAACCUGUAUCCAUUAACGCAAUUUUUUUUUAAAAAUAAAACUAGAAAAAGCUGAGCGUAAAAAGAAAGAGGCAUGAGUUAGGAGAGGAGAGGAGAGGAGAGGAGAGAUUGGUUUGCUUUUGGGUUACGUAUGUCCGGUGAUCCAAAUCGAGCCGUUGAUUUCCUGGCCUGGUCUCACAUAAAUCCUCGAUCAAGACCGUGAGCCAGACAUACUUUAUGGAAAGAGGCUAACAUGCGCUUGUAUUAAAAAAGAGAAAAUAUUUCUAUUAAUUAAUAGUUUUUGUUGCUGUGUUUUCUUCAUCACCGUCGUCACAUAGGAAUUUGGAUAAUCCAAACCCUAACCCUAAUUUGUGUCCAAAUUCUCAAUCAGAAGGAGAAGAGGUGGGGUAUUACUAGUGUGUUAUUAUUCAAUUGAUAUUGUCUACUUUUUGAAAGAAAAAGACAGAUUGAAUUGAUGAGAUAUGGAGGGAGAGGUAGAUGAGCAAAAUUUGAGUGGGCACAUGAAGGAGAGUGGUAAUGGUAAAAGUGUAGGAGGAGGAGGAGCAGGAGAUGGUUUUGUUGAUAGAAGCAAAGUGAGGAUUUUGCUAUGCGAUAAUGAUGCUAAGAGCUCUCAGGAGGUUUUCACUCUCCUUUUGAAGUGCUCUUAUCAAGUUACAUCAGUGAGAUCGGCUAGGCAGGUGAUUGAUGCACUAAAUGCUGAGGGGCCUGAAAUCGACAUUAUACUUUCUGAAGUUGACAUUCCAAUGGCCAAGGGCAUGAAAAUGUUGAAGUAUAUCAUGCGGGAUAAAGACUUGCGGCGUAUUCCUGUGAUCAUGAUGUCGGCACAGGAUGAGGUCUCAAUUGUUGUAAAGUGCUUGAGACUUGGAGCGGCAGACUAUCUUGUAAAGCCUUUACGUACUAAUGAGCUCUUGAACUUGUGGACACACAUGUGGAGAAGGCGGCACAUGCUUGGAUUGGCGGAGAAGAACAUCUUGAACUAUGACUUCGAUCCGGUUGCAUCAGAUCCUAGUGAUGCUAAUACAAACAGUACUACGCUGUUUUCAGAUGACACGGAUGACCUGUCUCGUAGGAGCACCAAUCCUGAAAUGGGGAUGUCAACUCAUCAGGAAGAUGAGUCUGCUGCUGCUGCUGCUUCUGCUUCUGCCGCCGCCGCCGCCGCCGCCGAGCCUUCUCCUGGUGAUCCACAGAAAUAUCGACCUGAUGUGCCAGGGAUCAGUGACCGCCGAACAGGACAUUUAUCUUCUGGUCCAAAGAAGAGUGAAUUGAAGAUUGGCGAGUCCUCUGCCUUUUUCACUUAUGUCAAAUCAAGCACGGUGAAAAACAAUUCCCAAGGAGUUGCUCUUAUUGAGGACAAUACUAAUCAAAAUUUGAGGAUGGAAGAGAAACUUCAAGUAUGUGGCGAGCAAAUGCUUAAUGAUGCCCAUUUACAAGAAAAUGGGGAGGCAUUGGAAAUCCACUCGCAAGGAGAUGACUUCCGUAGCAGUUCUAGCAUUCCUGACUCUCUCUCUCUGGAAAGAUCUUGCACCCCUCCUGUGUCAAGAGAAUUUCCCCAAAGAAAUUUCAAGGAUGAUCGGGUGCUUAUGCAUCAAACGAAUGAACCUCAAUUAGAUGCGUCAAGUUUAUCGACACAAAGUGUGUAUCCAUAUUUUAUGUCAGGCGUUGUAAAUCAAGUUAUGAUGUCAUCAUCAGCACAACUCUAUCAAAAGAACCUGCAUGAGUUGCAAAGCCAUGGAACUUCUGCCAUGCUUCCUGGAUACAAUCAUCUUCCCCAAUGUCCGCCUCACAUGUCCGGGAUGGCAUCAUUUCCAUAUUACCCUGUUAGUAUAUGCUUACAACCUGGUCAAAUGCCUACCACUCCGUCAUGGCCAUCAUUUGGAUCUUCAACGUCAUCUGAUGUGAAACUAAAUAAAGUAGAUAGAAGAGAGGCAGCAUUAAUCAAGUUUAGACAGAAAAGAAAAGAGCGCUGUUUUGAUAAGAAGAUAAGGUAUGUUAAUCGGAAAAAACUUGCUGAAAGGAGGCCUCGAGUGCGGGGACAGUUUGUGAGGAAGGUAAAUGGUGUAAAUGUGGAUCUCAAUGGGCAACCUGCUUCUACAGAUUAUGAUGAAGAUGAAGAAGAGGACGAUGAUGAGCAAGCAUCAAGGGAUUCUUCUCCUGAGGACGAUGCUUCAGGAUCUUAAUGUCAAGUUGCUGACAAAUGAGGUUCCUUGCGUUUCUUAACAUCCCUUCCAUUUAUUAAGCUAUUAGUCCGAAGUCUGCCAAUGAUGCUUCGUUUUUUCAUUGAAUAUGAUUGUGUGAGCUUCAUUGAGGGACAGAUGAGAUCAAGUUGCGAGUGCAUGAAUAUAUAUUGGGAGCGCUUCUUCUGCAAGAUUCGGAAAGCAUAUCAGUGUUAGCAUUUGAUAAAGGAUAUCACUAUGAGAUUGUGCAUGCAUGAGGGCAAAGCUCUCUGAUUUUACUAUCCCUCUGGUUCAAAUCCCAAAGGUUUGGGUAGGUAGCCUUUUUCAAAAUUGGAAGGAAUGUUGGGACAUGCAAAAAUUCGUCCUGAGUUCAAUUUCUGUAGUGUCAUGACCAAGAGACCCAUUUAUGUGGGUAAAUGUCAUGUACAUAAGCUAUCCUUACUCUGGCAUGGUGUAAUUGACGAAAUUGAAAUCAGGCAGCAAUGGAGGCGGGCAGAUCGAUUUGCUAAUCUGUUGACUACGUGGUCUGUGGUGAAGAGCAUGUACGGAGGUACAAUUCCAUGCAAAAAAAGAGAAGAAAAAAAGUGAAGCAAUCGUUGAAGUUUGUCCAUUGCGUUGACUCAAUCGUUUGUUUGUUUGUAUUUUCUUUGUCCAGGUUCAGGGUUCCACCACCAUUUGUCUCUUCCUGCAUUCUUCUCAUCCAGGGUGUUUGAUAGAAGUCAAGUCUUAGAUUUUACAGUA
Messenger RNA from Populus nigra (black poplar), 3135 nucleotides. Its product is annotated as two-component response regulator-like APRR1. Gene Ontology annotation, biological process: phosphorelay signal transduction system; cytokinin-activated signaling pathway. The transcript has 6 exons. Gene Ontology annotation, molecular function: protein binding. Lineage: Eukaryota; Viridiplantae; Streptophyta; Magnoliopsida; Malpighiales; Salicaceae. The coding region runs from base 682 to 2397 and encodes 571 amino acids. The record is from RefSeq and is a predicted model, not a curated record.